Ziziphus jujuba (common jujube) is the source of this 1610-nucleotide messenger RNA. Its product is annotated as nucleosome assembly protein 1;2. Gene Ontology annotation, biological process: nucleosome assembly; somatic cell DNA recombination. The transcript has 12 exons. Gene Ontology annotation, molecular function: chromatin binding; histone binding. Bases 173 to 1303 code for a protein of 376 amino acids. The record is from RefSeq and is a predicted model, not a curated record. NCBI's taxonomy places the organism in Eukaryota, Viridiplantae, Streptophyta, Magnoliopsida, Rosales, Rhamnaceae. Gene Ontology annotation, cellular component: chromatin; nucleus.
GUCCAGGUGUUAGGUAUUGGAAAUUGGAGGCGAGGAUUUAAGGGAGACCGCGUUUUGAAGGCUCUUUACCCCUUUUCCUCCUCCCAAAACACCGCUUCUAGGGUUUUAGCUUUUGCUCCUCUUUCCUCUUUCGCUUGCUUUCUCUCACCCUCUCCAGCAAUCCCAAACCACAAUGAGCAACGACAAGGGCAACUUCAACAUGUCCGAUCUCAGCUCUGUUCUGAACGAAGAGGACCGAGCAGGCCUUGUUAAUGCACUCAAGGAUAAGAUACAGAGCUUGGCAGGACAGCACUCUGAUAUUCUUGAGAAUCUGUCGCCUAAAGUCAGGAAGCGGGUCGAAGUUCUCAGAGAGAUCCAGAGCCAACAUGAUGAAUUGGAGGCGAAAUUUUUUGAGGAGAGGGCAGCCCUUGAAGCCAAAUAUCAGAAGUUUUAUCAACCUCUGUAUACCAAGCGCUAUGAGAUUGUAAAUGGUGUUGUUGAAGCUGAAGGAGUUACUAAUGAAGCAGCAGCAGACCAACAAGAGGAUAAAGCUGCUGAAGAGAAAGGAGUGCCUGAAUUCUGGCUCAAUGCCAUGAAAAAUAACGAAGUGCUUGCUGAAGAGAUUUCUGAGCGUGAUGAAGGAGCACUCAAAUAUCUUAGAGACAUCAAGUGGUAUAGGAUAGAUAACCCAAAGGGUUUCAAACUUGAGUUCUUUUUUGACACCAAUCCUUACUUCAAGAACUCUGUGUUGACAAAGACAUAUCACAUGAUUGAUGAAGAUGAACCAAUUCUGGAGAAAGCUAUAGGGACUGAAAUUGAAUGGCAUCCAGGAAAAUGCUUAACACAGAAGCUCCUAAAGAAGAAGCCAAAGAAGGGAUCAAAGAAUGCAAAGCCAAUUACUAAAACUGAGAAUUGUGAAAGUUUCUUUAAUUUUUUUAAUCCACCUCAGGUUCCUGAGGAAGAUGAAGAUAUUGAUGAAGAUGCUGCUGAAGAACUUCAAAACCAGAUGGAACAAGAUUAUGACAUUGGCUCAACAAUUCGAGACAAGAUCAUUCCCCAUGCUGUUUCAUGGUUUACGGGAGAGGCAGUUCAAGGAGAUGAGUUUGGAGAGUUGGAAGAUGAUGAUGAUGAAGAUGAAGACGUUGAUGAGGAUGAAGAAGAAGAAGAGGACGAGGAUGAUGAGGAAGAUGAUGACGAGGACGACGAAGAUGAAGAUGAAAGCAAGGCCAAGAAGAAGCCAUCAGCUGGGCACAAGAAGGGUGGAAGACCACAACUUGGGGAUGGUCAACAGGGCGAGCGGCCACCCGAAUGCAAGCAGCAGUAGAAUUUUAUGGAUUGUUGAUGGCGGAAAAGUGAUAAUUGGAGCAGUUUUGGGUGGUUCAUUACGUCCAUAUUAUAUAUAUUUUUGUCACCUUAUGUUAUAUGAUGAAUGGUUGAGGACCUUUUUUUUUUUUUUUUUUUUUUUUUUUUAAAUCAUUUUAUAUGUUGGUUUCGAGGGUAAUGUGGUCGAAAUAGUUUGUGAUCUUUUCGUGAUUUCUUGAUUCAUAUGGGAUUUAUCGAAGGUGGAUGUUUUAGGUUUGGAGUAUAUUUUGUUAUUUUUUAUAUUUAAGGUUCUAAGCGUUUUCUUCUCA